Messenger RNA from Gymnodraco acuticeps, 5128 nucleotides. RefSeq names its product sia-alpha-2,3-Gal-beta-1,4-GlcNAc-R:alpha 2,8-sialyltransferase-like. The record is from RefSeq and is a predicted model, not a curated record. NCBI's taxonomy places the organism in Eukaryota, Metazoa, Chordata, Actinopteri, Perciformes, Bathydraconidae. The transcript is spliced from 4 exons. Gene Ontology annotation, biological process: N-glycan processing; oligosaccharide metabolic process. Gene Ontology annotation, molecular function: alpha-N-acetylneuraminate alpha-2,8-sialyltransferase activity. Bases 383 to 1501 code for a protein of 372 amino acids.
AUGCUGCUGGUGGCAGUGGACGGGGCUUGUCUCUUUUAGCUGGCUGGAUGUGUUGACAACUUGAAGUGCAUUUCUGCUCCAUCUCCAUGAUUAAACCGGCAGCUCGGAGGGGAGUCCCAGCGGAGGGUGAAGCACCAGCAGCAGCAGCAGCAGCAGCAGAAGAAGGAGCAGUCAGGGGGAAUGAGAGCUGAUCGAGUCGAGGCAUCUUCACUAUCAUGCACCCGACUCCAACCACCAGCCGUCCAUUUUACACGAUUAUAUGAGCCCAGGAGCGCCAGUUUGUCUGUGUCCUGCAGACAGCCAGUGUGCAGAAUACCCUAAAAUGACAAGAUAGGCCAACGCCUCGGUGCAGCUACAUACAGGGAAUGAAAACGCUCCCAAGAUGGUCCGCAUCGCAAAGGCCCUGGGUUUGGUUAUUCUGUGCGUCGCCGUGCUCAUACUGUCGCUCAUCAGCUAUGUGUCUCUCCGAAAAGACAGCCUCUUUGCCUCCUCUAAUUUCAUUGGAGGCCCGAGGAUUAUGUUCCACGCAGGAUUUAGGUCUCAGUUUGCCUUGAAUUUCCUGGACCCCUCUUUCAUCCCCUUAACUAACGCUCUGAACGAAGAGCUCCAGGGAAAAUCGUCCAAAUGGAAGUUCAACAAGACGGCUUUUUAUCAGCAGAGGAAAGAUAUCUUCAGCUACAUUGACAUUCCCACCAACUUCUCCCUCACAAAGAACAGUGUGCGUGUCGGCCAGUUGAUGCACUUUGACUACUCCAGCCACAAGUACGUCUUCUCCAUCAGCAACAACUUGAAGUCCCUGCUCCCAGACACCUCUCCAAUCCGCAACAAGCAUUACAGCAUGUGCGCCGUGGUGGGCAACAGCGGUAUCCUAACAGGAAGCCACUGUGGCCCCGAGAUCGACCAGGCCGACUUUGUCUUCCGCUGCAACUUCGCCCCCACAGAGAUCUACUCCAAGGACGUGGGCAAAAAGACCAACCUGACCACCUUCAACCCCAGCAUCCUGGAGAGGUACUACAAUAACCUGCUGACCAUUCAGGACAGGAAUAAUUUCUUCCUCAACCUGAAGAAGCUGGAGGGAGCCAUCCUGUGGAUCCCUGCCUUCUUCCUUCACACCUCAGCCACAGUUACCAGGACCCUGGUGGACUUCUUUGUGGAGCAUAAGGGACAACUGAAAGUGGAACUGGCCUGGCCUGGAAACAUCAUGCAUGAUGUCAACAAAUACUGGAAGACUAAAAACCUCUCCCCCAAACGUCUCAGCACUGGAAUCCUAAUGUACACGCUGGCCUCCGCCAUGUGCGACGAGAUCCAUCUCUACGGCUUCUGGCCUUUUGGAUGGGACCCCAACACAGGCAACGAUCUGCCGUACCACUACUACGACAAGAAAGGGACCAAAUUCACCACCAAGUGGCAGGAGACCCACCAGCUGCCCACCGAGUUCAAGCUGCUCUACAAGCUGCACAGGGAGGGUGUGAUUAAACUCAGCGUGACGCACUGCUCGUAGAUUUGCCAUGGAUGAGUCCAGAGACCAGAUACAGCCGCUCAGCUCACUUCUGUUGUGAACCACAAUGCAUGAUAAGUGUUAAUGCAAAUUUCUACACCCUCAAUCGACAAACACACAUUCACAUCAUGCUGUAACUUCACAUGACGAUGUCACAGACUUAUCACAGCGUUGUAACUCAUUUAUUGGUAUAUUGUUGUCUUCAGCACUGCACAGUUAGGGCUUUUUACGUCGCUCAGUUGCUUACAUUACUCUCCUUUGCAUGGCUGCUGGCCGUGGUGACACAGCUUGAACUAUUUGAAAUGAGGUUUGCAGGGGGAUGCAACAAAAAGUUAAAUCAUACAGUUCAGUUUAACACAGUAUUGAUUUAUUAAUCGCCUUUUACAGCAGUAUACUGAUUCUUUACACUGAAAUCACUGCCUAAUCUCAGGGAAAGAGUUAGAUCAGUGUAUUUUUGUAAUCAGAUUAAAUGCCUCAAGAGAGGUGCAGUUUCUGUUUGCAGGCCUUUUUCUCCCCAUGAGGUGUCAGACAAUCUGCACUGCUCUAGAAGAUGGUAUUUGUUUACAAGACUACACCCCAUAUAAAUAUACACACACACACACACACACACACACACACACACACACACACACACACACACACACACACACACACACACACACACACACACACACACACACACACACACACACACACACACACAAAUGUUGUUGUUCAAUUUUUCUUUUGAUUCUACAAUUUUUUUUAAAGUUAUUUGACAUUCCAACAAUAAGCCAUACAUUCAUGGACAGUGCGUUGUCAUUUGAAUACAGCAUUUUAGAAAGUGGUAUUGACCUACAUUAGGUUCUGCGACAUUUAAAAACAUCUACCAUUAGCAAGUCCACAGCCAUACUAGCGGCUACAUUUGAGUCAUUGAACUUCCAAAAAAAUAAAUACCCAAAAUGCUGUUUACCAACACAGCGUUUUCAUACAUUUAUUUGAGUUUGGCACCAAUUGAGCAAGGACCAUUCUAGAGGUUAUUUUAUGAUAUUUAAAAUAUAUCUUAAAGGCAGUACGUUGGGUUAAAGAUCACAGGGUAUUUAUUUUUCUGUCAAUUACAAUUUUAGUUCUAUGAAGCGAAUGUGUCAAUGCAUGAGAGUCACAAAGUGGGGCUAAGGUUGCUCCAGCUCUACGUAAAUUCAUUUCUCAGUUUGUCCUAAUUAACUAAUAGCUAGUUUAAAAACUCAGGAAGAAGGCCAAAAAAAGUAGCCCCCCAUAAAACUAAUUUUGUUUUGCUUUUUGCACGUUUUUUUGUACAAUUUAAACAAACGAGGUCUAUGUAUCCUUUAAAACCCAAUAUCUUUGCUAAUAAAUACUUUUAAAUGUGUUAGGGGGUCAACAAACUGACAAUCCUGUGUAAACGUUGGUAUGACUAUUGUUAUAUGUAUUACCUACAUAGAUGACAACAUCAUGCAGAAAUAAUUAUGUUUUUAAGUAAGGCUAGUAAUAUUAAUGCAGUUUAGCACUGCAGAUUGUCAAAUGUCCGAUCAUGCUAAUCUAGCAUGUUUUUCGGUCCUUAAGUCUGACUUUCCUGGCAUAUCAUUUUGUAAUUUGAGGUAUUUGAUAAAGUUUACAUUUUAACACAGUUUAGAUGUGUCAAAUUCAAUACUAUCUUUUUUACUGCUUAAUUCAAACUGAUGUUUGUUAGCAAGCUAACGUUAGCUUUGUUAGUUGGUUCAGUUGAAGUUAGCCUGCACCUGCAGUUAAGUCAGCGUAUAUAGAAGUAGUAUCAAGACAACACAAACAUACUUUUUUGAAGCUCAUGUGUUUGAAAUGAUCAAAAAGGCUAAGUUUGAAUUUACGAACAGCUGCAACCAGCUCCAGAAAACAAAGCUGUUGAAUAAUUGAAAAAUGGAGACACUAUUUUACAAUUCUUACCAAUAACAAGGCAGAACAUUUAAAGUGAAUCCAGAGGGUACCAGACCAUCUUGUGACCUAAAUUGCAGUGCUAGCGUGGCAAUUAUAAAUAGAAAAAUAAAUCAUUUUGGACAGUUUUUUUUCUCCAAAUAUAUCUAUCAAGAGGAAAAUACACUAUUUGUUACAUAUCUUUAGUUGGAGGGGGGUUAAUCAUCCAUCAUGUACCAUAUCAUUCCAAUAUUUGUGACAUAAAACAAGGAAUUUAGUGAAUGUUAUAUGACUUAAGUGCAUCUCGUAUAAAGAGCAUGAUCCAUUUAAAUGACAUUGCAUGUGAGGCACUAACAAAUCUUUUAGGCUAGUUUUAUACAACCUUUUUGAAGAUUGUUUUGAGGGUAAAAAUUUAGUUAUUUGCUAUUGUUUGUACUACUGACGGUGUAUUCCUCAAGGAUAACACCAGUGUCUUUGUAUAAGAUACUUCCGAAGGCUAAAGAAAGAACCCUAAUAUAUUUUACAUGGGACCAAAACCUAUAGAUAAACUUAAAAAUGAACAAGCUUUAUUUUUUGUAACUCUAGAUACUCUUGGGUUCUCAAAAACAGUGUUCCCUGUCAUGCUUCACUGAUGCAGACAUGGGGGGUGGGGGUUCAAAGCUGGCCACAUGACUCGUCUCAUGAGUCUACAAUGUGGUCCUGGUUGCAAUACCCUGGCUGAGACUGAGGUUUGAAACAUCGAGCUACGCAGUCAUUCAUACUUCCAGAUGUGUGCUUUUGUGCUCAUUUAGAUAGUAUGUGAGGCAUUUGAUUGGCAUGCUGUCAUACUAGAGUUCCUUUUGCUGUCUCAUUUUGGCAACAUUUCAGAUGACGUUUGUGUCUCGUCUCCGAAUAACAGUGCAGUAACAAACAUGAAACCACAUAUCGGAUGAUAAUGUUUGAACUUUAGCUGAAUUUUAUUGAUGUCUUUUAUGUCUACAUUAAAGGAUAUUUUCUGUAGACCCUUCAUAAGAAAUGUGUACACCAAAGACGAAGUGUUCAAAAAGGAAAUGUUUGGCUGGAUAAGGAUUGGUUUGGGAUUAAGGAAGCCAAAUGACAAUUAACAACAAGUAUUAUUGUAACAGAAAUAGAGUUUCCUUUUUAUGGUGUUGAAUUUGAUGUUGAAUAUCAUUCUUUGUGGCACAACAAUAAUGUCAAACUUUUUGUUUCUUGGCUUCAGCCAAAUUAAUGUGGUGGAAUUUAUUUGUGACUCCAUGAAUGUCCUAGACAGAUUUGUUUGAAAAAUCCACUGACAUGAAUGCGGGACAUUUUUAAGUUUCUCUCUUUAUUUAAUUAAAAUCAAUGUGUAGAAUGUGUGUAAACAAUAACAAUGCUAACAAAGUCUGCGAGGAUUGUAUUUCCAGUCAGAUUAGCAGUUUAUCUUUGUGUGCAUUACAUUUAAACGACAAGACAGUGACAUGUACAUAAACAUAAAAUGUCUUUAUUCCAAACGCAGCACUAUACAGGUUUUCGUUCCAACAACCCUUUAACAUUCUUGUACUUGUGUUUGAUCUGCAUGGCAAAUAUUAUCCAUAAUGCAUAAAAAAGCUUGGCUGCUUAUGUACAUGUCGUAUACAAUUCAUAAAUCAUAUAAAUGACUUAUCUAUCUUGGUUGUUCUAACAAAAUCAUCCAUAUAAGAAAUGUAACCAUGUCUUAAAUGUUUUUGGAUUAUACUCCAUGAUAAAUAUACGUUAUGUGCCUGCAUA